CACUUUUUUAACUUAUUUUGUUGCUGACCUGUACACCUCACACACGUGUCGCGUGUAUUUCCGCCACGUGUACAUCCAACAGUUUCUCCUGAUUCUCCAUCUUCAGAAAUCCCAAUUCAAUCUUCUUCAAUUAACCCUAGUUUCAUUUCAGGUCUUCUUCACCCCCAAAUUUCACAAACCCUAAAACACUCAUUUUCUCAAAUGUCACCAUAAUAUUCAUUGUUUAAACCACCAAUUUCAAAUUCAAUGGAUCAAGAGUUUAACAACAACAACAAUAAUAAUAAUCUAUCAAUAUCCGUACACAACCCAUUCAAUUACAGACUCACAAACGGUUCAACAAAUCCUCACCAUCAAACGACGUCGUGCUGCCUCGAAAUCCGUUUAUUCUACGUCAGAAUCACACCGUGCACCGUUACCACCGUGCCGGAAAACCUAACGCUGCGAAACCUCCGCCGUGAAAUCGGCGUUUCACUUGAAAUUAACGGCGUUAGGGUUCCGUCAUCCAACACUGCGUUAGUAACAUUACGUAGAGACCGUGUGGAUACAGAGUCGUCAGAAGUGACGUAUGUUAGUACGGAUAAUGUUAGGGUUUCUGGUGCGAUUGAAUUUGAGGUAAUUGACGAGUUAGAUGAUCGAGAGAUGGUUUUGUGUGGAUCGGUUGAGCGAAUCGAACCGAUUUGGAGCAAUGGGGGUUUGGAUAAUGGUAAUAGUGGUGUUGGAUCGAAAACUGGUUGGAGUAUGGACUUUUACGCUGCGAAUUUGUCGAAAUUCGGGGGGUUUUCAACGUCGAUUGAGGUUUAUAUUGCUGGUUGUUGCUCUUCGGUGCCAGUGAUAUUGACGAAAACGAUUCAAGUUAGUCCACGGAGACGAGGGCUUAGGCAGGGGACGCUUGAUGCGAUACCGGAGGAUGAAGAGGUUGGUAAGGAAGUGGUGAGGGAGAAUGGGGUUGUGCGGCAGCGGAAAUUGCUGCAUACAGGGGAAGAAGGCUAUGAGUAUGAAUCAGGAGUCAAAGUCGGACCAAGCUAUUAUUCAGAUGAAAUGUACUAUGAUGAAGAUGGUCAACUCACCUGGUUCAAUGCUGGUGUAAGAGUUGGUGUUGGGAUCGGCCUCGGGAUGUGUCUUGGUAUCGGGAUUGGUGUCGGUUUGCUAAUGCGCUCGUAUCAAGCCACCACUCGCAAUUUCAGGAGGAGAUUUUUUUGAGCUUUUCCUCACUUCCAACAUCUUCAGAAAUGCCAAAAGGGAACAUACUCCGGAUCUAAAUAUCCGGUUUUUCUAGAGCAAACCGCCCAUUACCCGGGGGCAUAGAAAAUGGAGUUUACUGAUGUAUGCGGAUAAAAAAGCUUGCGGGUUUGAUCGAAAAGUUGUUUUUUGUAGAUAGGUUUCGGGUUCGGUUUUAGGGUUGAAGUCAUCCUGAGGUUUGGUUUAUAAUGUUUGUUUCAUGUAAAUCUCCCUGCGACAUAACUUUUGUUUUUGCUCAUAUCUCUAAAUAAGUUGGCUGCCUUUGCACAAUCUUUGAUUA
Messenger RNA from Helianthus annuus (common sunflower), 1519 nucleotides. RefSeq lists its product as uncharacterized. Bases 247 to 1200 code for a protein of 317 amino acids. NCBI's taxonomy places the organism in Eukaryota, Viridiplantae, Streptophyta, Magnoliopsida, Asterales, Asteraceae. The record is from RefSeq and is a predicted model, not a curated record. The transcript is spliced from 2 exons.